This is a messenger RNA of Peromyscus eremicus (cactus mouse), 1765 nucleotides long. RefSeq names its product activator of 90 kDa heat shock protein ATPase homolog 2. The record is from RefSeq and is a predicted model, not a curated record. The transcript has 9 exons. Gene Ontology annotation, biological process: positive regulation of ATP-dependent activity; protein folding. Gene Ontology annotation, cellular component: cytosol. NCBI's taxonomy places the organism in Eukaryota, Metazoa, Chordata, Mammalia, Rodentia, Cricetidae. Gene Ontology annotation, molecular function: protein-folding chaperone binding; ATPase activator activity. The coding region runs from base 119 to 1114 and encodes 331 amino acids.
CGGCCCGGGGCGGGGACUUCUGGCACUUUCUGGGACCUGCGAGGCUCGCAGACCUUCAGGCCGGAAACCGUGCGUACCCGCUACCGGGGCCCUCGUCGUCUGCGCCGCCCGGGCCGCCAUGGCCAAGUGGGGUCAGGGGGACCCGCGCUGGAUCGUGGAGGAGCGGGAGGACGGGACCAACGUGAACAACUGGCACUGGACAGAGCGGAAUGCCACUGUCUGGUCCAAGGGGAAGCUCCGAGAGCUCCUGGUUGGCCUUGCUGUGGAGAAUGAGGCUGGCCGAUGUGAGAUCAGUGAGUUGAAGCAGGUGGAAGGGGAGGCUUCCUGUAGCAGCCGCAAAGGAAAGCUUAUUUUCUUCUAUGAGUGGAACAUCAGGCUGACCUGGAAAGGUACAGUUAAAGAAUCUGGUGCAAAACACAAAGGAUUGAUUGAAAUACCCAGCCUUUCCGAAGAGAACGAAGUUGAUGACACCGAGGUGAACGUGAGUAAAAAAAAAGGAGAUGGGGACAUACUGAAGGACCUUAUGAAAACUACAGGCACCGCCAAGGUCAGGGAGGCUCUUGGAGAGUACCUGAAGGCACUCAAGACGGAAUUUACAACAGGAAUGAUUUUACCAACAAAAGCUGUAGCAACCCAGGAACUGACUGUUCAGAGGAAACUGACUGGAAAUACUUUGCAGGCUUCUCCAGUGGCACUGGGUGUAAGGAUUCCGACUGUAGCCUUGCACUUGACGGAGCAGUUUGACACAACAGUAGAACAGCUGUACAGUAUCUUCACCGUGAAAGACUUGGUGCAGAAAUUUUCCAAAUCUCCUGCUGUAUUAGAAGCUGAGAGGGGAGGGAAAUUCCAGAUGUUUGAUGGGAACAUCACUGGAGAAUAUGUGGAACUGUUAACAAACAGGAAGAUCACCAUGAAAUGGAGAUGCAGGAACUGGCCAGAAGAACACUAUGCAACAGUUGCAUUGAAUUUUGUGCCUGCUCCAGGGCAAACGGAAUUACAUUUGGACUGUAAAGGAGUUCCUGUCUGUAAAGAAGAGAAUACAAAAUUCUGUUGGCAGAAGCAGCACUUUGAAGAAAUAAAAGGUUUACUUCAGCUCACCACCCAGAAUGCUUGAAUUAGUUAGGUUUUUUUAUAAGGACAUCCUUCUGUAAGCAGAAACCUGGCCUGUUUACUUACCUCCUCUUUCUUCCUCAAAGUCUCUUCCUCCAAGGUCCCUAAUUUAUUUUACAUUGGAUGAAAUUCCAUGAAACUACAUAAUUGAAAAGCAUUGCUUGAAGCAUUCUAGACUCUGCACUGAGUAAAAUUGGGCGUCAUCUCACCUUCCAUGGCUGUUCCUCUCUGGAAAGUAGGUGCAGUCCAGUCACCCAAGCUAAGGCUGGUCCCAACACACUACUUCAUUGCUACAGUUGAUUUAAGCUUAAGACAAAUAAAUGGCAUGUUAUACUAUUUUGUUCUACUCCAGUUUUCAAGGUGUAGUUCUUAGAAGUGUUGUGGUGAGGGCUAGCUGGCUGCAUUGUUAACACUUUUCUUGCUCUCCUUGGUGGCUUCCGAGGAAUGAGACAUCCACGUGGUAAGUUACUUUUUUGGACUACUGAAGACUUCUCAAACAGCAAGACGGCCACAUGCUUCCUCCCUUCAGUCAGCUCACUGCUGUCGUCCAAGGAAACUGAAACAACUUACGUAACAAAGGAGUCAUCACAGUCAGUUUAAUUUAGUACACAGAACAGAGUCAGUCAUUUCAAUAAAAAUAAAACAGUUAUUUUUA